CGAAGGAGCAGCGGCUCUACUCAGAGCUCCCUCCAGAUGUCCGAACUCCUUACCCUGUCUCUAAGGCUGAGCCCAGCCUCAGAGACAGGGUAAUGCAUUGACAUAUUAGGAGAAAAUGAAAUUAAAAAUGAGGAGGAUAAAGAACAUAAAUUUAGAAUAAAAAACUGUAAUAAAAAUUUGAAAAAAUACUUAAAAUAUAUCUGAAUUUAAAAAGAAAAAAAUGUCUUGUAUGCAGCAGAAAAUAACCUUUUUUUCAAUGACUUUGAAUAAAUGAAAGCAAAACAACAUUAAAGUUAUCUUUUAAAAAUGGGAUCAAGAAACAAAUUAGAGUAAGAAAAAGUAAUAAAAAUAUUUUUUUUAAAAUGCUACAAAAAUAUGUAGAAAAUGUCUGAAUUUAAAAAGAAAAAAAAAUCCAAAAAAAUGUCAUUGUUUGCAGAAGAAAAUAUCCUCAUUAUUUUUUUCAAUAACUUAGGUGUAAAAUACUGGGGAAGCAAAACAUUACAGUUAUCUUUUAAAAAUAGUUUUUACAGAUUAAUAAUAAAAUAAUCCCAUUUUACCCUCUGUAUUACCUUACUUUAUUAUCUUUCAAGACACUUAUCACACAUAAUUUUAUUAAUUUUUCCAGGAAAUUCCACACACUUCUCACAUAAAAACAAACAUUUCAAAACAUGAAUCAAAUUAGGAUUAUGACUACAACCUCAUGUUAGUUUGUUACUCUAGAAAAUAAUCAUCAAUUAAUGUAAAUACUCAUUAUGAACAGUUGGUGGCGAUAAUGCCUCAGUAAAAAGGUGAUUUGCCCUUGAGUACAAAGAAAAAGAAGAAGAAACAGCAGGGUUAAGCAGUUCGAACUACAAAUUGGGCUCAUUUGGACUACAUGUUUACGUCAUCAUUAUGCGCAUGUGACGAGAAGGACCCCUCGUCCAAGAGCAAUGCACGUGAGGUCGUCCGUUAGAGAUUUUAGAAAAUGUAAUGCACUGUUAUUCCUCUUUCUGGGUCAAACGGGAGUUAGUAGUCGUGUAAUUAAUAAAACACAGCACCAUUGUGUUUCUUUCAUUAACGCUAAUUCUAUUUUAAAUCGUCCUUUUUAUUCUCCGUGGUUUCAACAGAGCAGCUUCAUGAUGCAGCAGGCAGCUGUCGCCGCCGACACACCGGCGGAGGUGUUAGAGGAGAAAACUACAACCAAGGUGACGGCAGAAAGUGGCAAACGAAAAAGCGACGAACCUGAGUCAAGUGGCCGAGGCAAGAGGCGGAGAGGAGCGGGAGGGAAGAAGUUCCGUCCCGGUGAGAGAUACGUCCCCCCUCCGCAGAAGAGGAACCCUGGUGUCAGCUUCAGCCAGGAGCACUUCAACGAGACCUCCUACUACUUUGAAGGCGGCCUGCGCAAAGUGUGUCCGUAUUACUUUGACUUUAAAACGUACUGCAAAGGUCGGUGGAUUGGAAAGAGCCUCCUGGAGGUGUUCAAGAGUGAGUUCAGAGCGGAGUCCAUUGAGUAUUACCAGAAGGCUGCCAAAGAGGGUCGUAUCCGGCUGAACAAUACUCCUGUGGAGGACCUGUCUGUGGUGCUCAGGAAUAAUGACCUCAUGAGGAACACAGUGCACCGCCAUGAGCCCCCUGUAGUCAGCAAGCCCCUGGAGGUUCUGGUGGAUGACGGUGAAGUGGUUGUGGUCGACAAACCUGCCUCCAUCCCUGUCCACCCCUGUGGUCGUUUCCGCCACAACACUGUGAUUUUUAUCCUGGGUAAAGAGCGGGGCAUCUCUGAGCUGCACACAGUCCACAGACUGGACAGACUCACCUCUGGAGUGCUGCUGUUCGCCAGGACGCUGGAGACGUCGAAGAAACUGGACCAGUUGGUGAGAGACAGACAGGUUGAAAAAGAGUAUGUGUGCAGAGUGGAGGGAGAGUUUCCAGAGGGGGAGCUGAUCUGCGAGGAGCCCAUCCUGGUCGUCUCCUUUAAGGUCGGCCUCUGCCGAGUCGACCCAAAGGGAAAGGAGUGCAGGACUGUUUUCCAGAGGCUCAGCUUUAACGGGAAAACCAGCGUGGUCCGCUGUUUACCCCUCACCGGCCGCACACACCAGAUCAGGGUCCACCUCCAGUACCUGGGCUUCCCCAUACUCAAUGAUCCCAUCUAUGGGGCCUCAGCCUGGGGUCCUCACAGGGGGAAGGGUGGGCUGGUGGAAAAGAGUAUUGAGGAGCUGCUGCAGGCUCUAGUAGAGGAACAUCGCUCUCAGGAAAGUCUUCAUCUGUUGGAUAUUCCAGACGACGGGAUUGGGAUUGAACCAGAGGCAGAGAAACACAAGACAUCUGAGAAAGUAGAAACACUAGAUGGCACCUGUGAGACUAAGGAAAGUGGAGACAGCCAUCAGAUUGACACACAGGUGCAGACAGGCUGUAGCACAAGCAGUGAGACAGUGAGUCAGGGCUGCACAGACCCGAACAGUAACAGUGCCUCACUCACAUCUCAACCUACAAAAUCUAGUGGGAAAGAAACAGAGGAAACAACCUCUCCAGAGACAAGAGAUCACCUGUGCAGUGAAUGUAAGGUGGUACGACCAGAUCCCACAGAGAAGGAGCUCAUCAUGUAUCUCCACGCUUUACGCUACAAAGGACCUGAUUUUGAAUAUUCCACACAAUUACCUGAUUGGGCCAAAGAGGACUGGGUCCAGGCUGAUUAGAGCCGACCUAAUAAACACUUUUAGGUCAA
Messenger RNA from Epinephelus lanceolatus (giant grouper), 2701 nucleotides. It is a transcript of the gene rpusd2, whose product is annotated as RNA pseudouridine synthase domain containing 2. The record is from RefSeq and is a predicted model, not a curated record. Gene Ontology annotation, biological process: enzyme-directed rRNA pseudouridine synthesis. Gene Ontology annotation, molecular function: pseudouridine synthase activity; RNA binding. Lineage: Eukaryota; Metazoa; Chordata; Actinopteri; Perciformes; Serranidae.